Pocillopora verrucosa is the source of this 949-nucleotide messenger RNA. Lineage: Eukaryota; Metazoa; Cnidaria; Anthozoa; Scleractinia; Pocilloporidae. The record is from RefSeq and is a predicted model, not a curated record.
CAUGCACGGUUAGGUGAUGAACGUUUGUCAGAGAUGAUACAGCCAUUAAAAACGCGGUUUCUCAGGUAUGAGCGAAUGGAGCUUCUGUACAGGCGAAAUGUCUAGAAUGAAGCUUUUCCUGUAUCUGUUUGCCCUAUUAGGAGGUUGCUCUCACAUCCUCGCGACUGCAAACCAAGAAAUCUGCAGACGUGUCACGUUUUCAGAACCAAGCGAUGGCUUUUCUUUGGUGGGUCAUGUCUUUGCCAAUAUUACGUUAUUUAUUGGACCACGCAUGAAUAACCACUGCAAAAAUCGAUGUAUCAUGGAACAGAGAUGUCGAUCGAUCAACAUAGGCCAAGUAAGGAAAGACGAGGUCCUGUGUCAGCUGAGUGACUCGGACCAAUCAAAACAUCCGAAAGAUAUAAAACCUAUGGAUGACUUUCUAUACUUGGGUAUUGAGAGUAAUUGUGAUAUGGCGAAACAAUGCAAGGAAGCGACAGUAGAACCUACUCGUCUAGAUGCUCUUAAUCGCCGCAGCUCUCAAGUCAGAGGCGUUACCAAUGGCAACGAAAGUGUCAAUGCCAGUGCCAGUGACGGUGGCGGUGGCGGUGGCGGUGGCGGUGGCGGUGGCGGUGGCGGUGCCGGUGCCGGUGCCGGUGCCGGUGCCAGUGUCAGUGCCGGCGCUGGUGUCGGUUUAGCUACAACGAUAUCAAGUUCCCGUGACGGUGGUGGCAUUAGCAGUGGCAGUGGCAAUAGCACUGGCAGUGGCAUUAGCAGUGGGAGUGUCAGUAAAAGUGACAGUAGUGGUGAAAGUGACAAAAGCAGUAUGAGUGGCAGUAAUAGUAGCAUUAGCAUUAAUGGUAGUAGUGGAAGAGGCGAUGGCGAUGGUGGUGGCGGCCGUGGUGGUGGCGGUGGUGGCGGUGGUGGCGGCGGCGGCGGUGGCGGUGGAAGCGGUCCUUACAAACUAUGA